Molecule: messenger RNA, 1688 nt
Organism: Mangifera indica (mango)
Lineage: Eukaryota; Viridiplantae; Streptophyta; Magnoliopsida; Sapindales; Anacardiaceae
Product: F-box/WD-40 repeat-containing protein At3g52030
Exons: 9
Coding region: 134-1417 (427 amino acids)
Molecular function (GO): protein binding
Source: RefSeq, a predicted model, not a curated record
UAAUGGCUCUGGAUCUGACUCUCCCUCUACUCGCAUUACUAAAACCGAAAGAUGCUGUUUCGUCCAUUGUCUCCCUCGGGCCACCGCCACUCUGUGAAGUAAUCGUGUUACGGCCACUGAGAACUUGGCGGCAAUGGAAUUGAUAUCUUCCGGUAGUAAGUCACCUCCGAAGAAGAGAAGUUCGAAACCUCGUGCGAAAAUUGAGUCCCUCGAUCGCGACAUCCUAUGUACGAUCUUCUCGUCUCUUGGACUCUUCGACCUCGUUCGAUGCUCUCUUGUUUGCAAAUCUUGGAAUGCGACCAUUAGUAGAUCUAAGUUACUGCAAAAACUGUAUUACAAGCUGCAGAAUGAUUCGCGUGUUAUUUCAAAUACGUCGAGUUCAUCGAUGAGGAUGUAUCUAGAGGAGCUUGCUAUGAACCAUCAUAGGUUGUCUUUGGUCGAAGGACGUAUUGAUAUCAAUCAAUGGAACGGUCAUUCAGCACUGGUUGAUCAGUGCCGAAUGAAGAGGGGCUUGAUCCUUACUGGUGUAGGUGAUCAGGUUAUGCGUCUCUGGUCAUUAGAAAGCUACAAAUGCGUGGAAGAGUAUUCCAUACCAAGUAGAGUCUCGCUGGUCGACUUUGAUUUUGAUGAGAGCAAGAUUGUUGGGUUAAUUGGCACUCGUAUAUGCAUAUGGAGGCGUAAUGGUGCAAUGAGUGUGUUUCCCCCACGUGAAGGAACUUUCUUGAAGGGUUUAUGUAUGCGUUACUUUGAUCCAGAGGCUGUUGUUGGAUGCGAAGAUGGAACUGCCCGUGUGUUUGACAUGUAUAGUAGGCAAUGCUCUCGAAUCAUUAGGAUGCAUGCUGCACCUGUAACAUGCUUGUCUUUGAGUGAGGAUCAGUUAAUUAUUAGUGGAUCCUCCAGUGGCAGUGUCACUAUAUCUGGCCACUCAUCUGACCAGAGAGUAGCUAAACUAGGAUCAAAUAAUUCCACAGGUAUUAAGACCUUGUGUUACAAUCCACGGUCUUAUCAAGUGUUUGCUGGAACUACUGCUGGAUAUGCACUUUGUUGGGAGCUUAGGACAAUGAAACCUUUAUGGGAGACUCGAGUGAGUCCAAAUGUUAUUUACUCUUUGCAACACCUACAGCAUGAUGCAUCAACAAUAGUAGUUGGUGGAAUAGAUGGUGUGCUACGUGUGCUGGAUCAGAAUACCGGGGAGGUUCUCUCAAGCUGUGUCACAGACAUAAGCACAGUAUCAAGUUCCUCAGAAAACAAGUCUCCAGCAAUUGAAAGAAAGAGAGGAGUAAGGCUCUCCAAAGAUACCCUUAUUGACAGAAUUCCCAGAAGCACUCGACCUCCCAUCACAUGUUUGGCUGUUGGGAUGAAAAAAGUUGUCACCACACACCAUAACAAGUACAUCAGACUUUGGAAGUUCGACUAGUUAGAGGAAAAUGCUUGACAUCUGCCUGAGUCAGACUUCUAAUCUUGAUACACCUUUAAAUGUAUUAGUAUAAAUUGUCACCAAAUGCAGUCUUUUACCAGAACCCGUUUUACAUCCUUUUUCUUCUGUUGACUACACAAUUUUAUGCUGAUAGGUCUUCCUUUUAGGUUUAUAAUAAACGAAAACUUUGUAGCCGUUUAAGUAUGCGGGAAUGUCUGAUAUUUGCUGGUUUUUCUAAUUUAAUAAAACUAUAUGUGCAUACUUUUGGAUA